AUGGAGAAAGCAUUCACCUCUUUUAUCUCAACAUGCUUGUUGCUUUACUAUGUUAUGGCUAGUUCAGCCAUGACACAUACCAACAUUACUCCCGAUCAGUUAGCUCUUCUUUCUUUGAAAUCCCAAAUCAUUUCAGACCCCUUUCACUUCUUUGAUGAAAACUGGUUUUCAACUACUUCUGUUUGCCAUUGGGUCGGAGUCACUUGUGGCUCUCGCCACGAGAGAGUUAAGUCCUUGAAUAUUUCCAACAUGGCUCUCACAGGCAAAAUUCCCCCUGAUUUUGGAAACCUCACUUUUCUUGUUUUUCUUGACUUCAGAAGCAACAAUUUCUAUGGCAAUUUGCCUCAAGAAAUGGCACGUUUGCGUAGACUAAAGUUGCUUAAUUUAAGUUUCAACAACUUCAGCGGGCAGGUUCCUGCUUGGUUUGGUUUUUUACACCGGCUUCAAGUUCUAAAUCUUAGGAAUAAUAGUUUAACUGGUUCCAUCCCCUCUUCAUUUUCUAAUAUUUCCAAACUCGAAACCUGGAAUUUGGAUUUCAAUUUCUUAGAUGGUCAUAUCCCAAAAGAGAUUGGAAAUCUUGAAAACCUGAGAUACUUAAAUUUGUUUGGAAACAAACUCACAGGUUCUAUCCCUGUGUCUCUCUCGAAUGCCUCAAUGUUGGAGACUUUAAAACUCUCUCAAAAUUUCCUUCAAGGAAACAUCCCAGAUAGGAUCGGCAAUCUUUACAACCUGAAUGGGUUGUCCAUAGAAGAUAAUCAGCUUACAGGUUCUAUACCAUUUUCAGUUUUCAACAUUUCUAAACUUGAAGUGAUUGCAUUUACAAACAAUAGCUUAUCAGGAAACCUUCCGAAUGGUUUGUGCAAUGGUCUUCCAUUACUCAAAGAACUUCAUUUAUCUUUGAACAAGCUUCGUGGUCAUUUGCCUACAAGCUUGUCAAAUUGCUCAGAACUUCAAAUAUUGUCUUUAUCAUAUAAUGAGUUUGAUGGACCAAUACAUAGUGAAAUUGGAAGAUUGAGUAACUUGCAGACAUUGUAUCUCUCAAAAAACUAUUUCAGUGGGAUUAACAAUCUCAAUGGAUCCUUAUCACAAGAGAUUGGCAACUUAACCAAGAUGCAGUUUCUAUAUCUUAGUCAUAAUAUGUUUACUGGUGAAAUACCCAAUGAGAUAAGCAAUCUCGUUGACUUGGAGUUAUUUGAUAUUGCGUUUAAUAGUUUUAGUGGUUCACUUGCAAUGGAGAUCUUCAACAUAUCAGGGAUGAGAACGGUUAGUCUUUCAGCCAACAAUCUAUCAGGAACUCUACCAUCAAACAUAGGUUCUAUCUUACCCAAUAUUGAAAGUCUUUAUCUAAAUGGUUUGACCAAUCUUGUUGGGACUAUACCUCAUUCAAUCUCCAAUUGUUCAAAACUUACUAUUUUAGGACUUGCUAGCAACAAACUCUCUGGCUUGAUUCCCAGCUCUCUUGGAUAUUUGACUCAUCUGCAGAAACUAAACUUGGCAGGAAACAAUUUAAAGAGCGACUCAUCGUUAAGCUUCUUGACUUCCUUAACAAACUGUAGAGAUUUAACACAUCUUUAUCUAAUUUCGAAUCCUCUAAAUGGCAUGCUUCCACUUUCCAUAGGUAACCUUUCCACAUCACUUACAAGAGUUUUUGCCAAUGAUUGCAAAAUUAAAGGACAAAUUCCAAAUGAAAUUGGGAACUUAACCGCCUUACUAGACAUUAAUUUUUCUGGAAACAACUUGGUUGGAUCGAUUCCCGCAUCAAUUGGAAACCUGAGAAACCUUCAAGGCUUGUUAUUGAGUAACAACAAACUUGCAAGAAUUAUUGAAGAUUAUCUAUGUUAA
This is a messenger RNA of Nicotiana tabacum (common tobacco), 1842 nucleotides long. NCBI's taxonomy places the organism in Eukaryota, Viridiplantae, Streptophyta, Magnoliopsida, Solanales, Solanaceae. The record is from RefSeq and is a predicted model, not a curated record.